AUGGGAAAUUAUUGGAAAAAUCCUGGGAAAAAAUGGGAAAAAAAUGGAAAAAAAAGGGAAAAAUCCUGGGAACAAACGGGCAAACCAAGGGAAAGCAAGAGGCGCCCGGUGAAGGUUUAUCCCAACGGGGCCAACGAGGAGGAGGAGGAGGAGGAGGAGAAUUCCCGGGUGUGGGAGUUGCGGAGGGAUGAACCCCCCGAGGAGGAGGAGGAGGAUGAGGAGGAUGAGGAGGAGGAAGAGGAGCCGGGGUUGCCGUGGGGGUCCCGGCAGCAGAAGCGCUAUGGGGGGUUCAUGGGCUCCGAGGGGGCGCGGCCGCCGCUGCUGACGCUCUUCAGGAACGCCAUCGGCAGGGGCCUGCCCAAGGGCGCCCACUGAGAUAAGGGAAAAGUCCAGGGAAAAACUGGGAAAAAAUCCCGGGAAAAAUCGGGGAAAUAUUAUGGGAAAAAAUGGGGAAAAACUGGAAUAAAAUGGGAAAAAUCCUGGAAAAAAAUGGCAAAAAAAUGGCAAAAUAUGGCAAAAAAAUGGCAAAAAAAUGGCAAAAAGCCU
Messenger RNA from Zonotrichia leucophrys gambelii, 546 nucleotides. Its product is annotated as pro-opiomelanocortin-like. Gene Ontology annotation, biological process: regulation of corticosterone secretion. Gene Ontology annotation, molecular function: hormone activity; G protein-coupled receptor binding. Bases 1 to 375 code for a protein of 124 amino acids. NCBI's taxonomy places the organism in Eukaryota, Metazoa, Chordata, Aves, Passeriformes, Passerellidae. The transcript is spliced from 2 exons. The record is from RefSeq and is a predicted model, not a curated record. Gene Ontology annotation, cellular component: secretory granule; extracellular region.